Messenger RNA from Haliaeetus leucocephalus (bald eagle), 3298 nucleotides. It is a transcript of the gene GPAM, whose product is annotated as glycerol-3-phosphate acyltransferase, mitochondrial. Bases 1 to 2490 code for a protein of 829 amino acids. Gene Ontology annotation, molecular function: glycerol-3-phosphate O-acyltransferase activity. NCBI's taxonomy places the organism in Eukaryota, Metazoa, Chordata, Aves, Accipitriformes, Accipitridae. Gene Ontology annotation, biological process: phospholipid biosynthetic process. The record is from RefSeq and is a predicted model, not a curated record. Gene Ontology annotation, cellular component: plasma membrane; mitochondrial membrane. The transcript is spliced from 20 exons.
AUGGAUGAAACUGCUUUGUCCCUUGGAACAAUAGAUGUUUCCUAUUUGUCCACCUCAGCAGAGUGUAGUAUCAGUAGAUGUAAGCAUUCCAGUGAAGAAUGGGGAGAGUGUAACUCUAGGCCCACUCUCUUCCGAUCCGCCACUUUAAAAUGGAAAGAGACUCUGUUGAGCAGAAAAAGGCCGUUUGUGGGACGGUGUUGCUAUGUAUGCACUCCCCAGAGCCGGGAUAACUUCUUCAACGCUAGUAUUCCUUCUUUGGGUCUACGUAAUGUCAUAUAUAUCAAUGAAACACAUACGAGGUACAGAGGGUGGCUUGCAAGACGCUUUUGUUAUGUCCUUUUUGUGCAAGAGAGGGAUGUUCAUAAGGGUAUGUUUGCCAAGAAUCUGACAGAAAAUGUGCUGAAUAACAGCAGAGUCCAGAAGGCCAUUGUAGAUGAAGCUUCUGAACCAAGUGCUCCGGGUAGUUUUGCUCAAACGGAUCCUAAAGCUAUCAACAAAGUGAAGAAAAAAGCUAGGAAAAUUCUCCAGGAAAUGGUAGCAAAUGUGUCACCUGCUUUAAUCAGGUUGACUGGCUGGGUGUUACUGAAGUUGUUUAACAGCUUUUUCUGGAAUAUUCAGAUCCACAGAGGUCAAAUAGAAAUGGUCAAAGCAGCAACAGAGAUGAAUUUGCCUCUUAUCUUCUUGCCUGUUCACAAAUCCCACAUUGACUACCUGCUCCUUACAUUCAUUCUCUUCUGCCAUAACAUCAAAGCACCCUACAUUGCUGCAGGGAACAAUCUCAACAUACCCAUCUUCAGCACGUUGAUCCGCAAGCUAGGAGGAUUUUUCAUUCGUCGAAAGUUAGAUCAGAGUCCUGAUGGUCGUAAGGACUUCCUCUACAGAGCUUUGCUCUAUGUGCACAUAGAAGAAUUGUUGAGACAGCAGCAGUUUUUAGAAAUAUUCUUGGAAGGCACACGGUCUCGAAGUGGAAAGACAUCUGGAGCUAGAGCAGGUCUUUUAUCUGUGGUGGUGGAUGCUCUCUUCUCAAAUGCAACUCCUGACGUCCUAAUUAUACCUGUGGGAAUCUCCUAUGAUCGCAUAAUUGAAGGUCACUACAACAGUGAACAGCUGGGCAAGCCUAAGAAGAAUGAAAGUCUUUGGAGUAUAGCUAGAGGAGUCUUCAGAAUGCUGCGGAAGAAUUACGGAUGUGUCAGGGUAGAUUUUGCACAACCGUUUUCCUUAAAAGAAUAUGUAAACAGCCAAAGCCAAAAACCUGUGCCUGCUCCUCUUUCUUUGGAACAAGCUUUGCUACCAGCUAUACUUCCGUCGAGACCUAAUGAUACUGUGGAUGAAGGUACAGAGGCCUCACUGCCCAACUCCAGGGAUAUCACCAGUGAACCCUUCAGAAGAGAGCUGAUAGCCAACUUGGCUGAGCAUAUUUUGUUCACUGCUAACAAGUCCUGUGCUGUGAUGUCUACCCAUAUUGUUGCUUGCUUGCUGCUGUACAGACACAGGCAGGGAACUGAUCUUUCCAGGUUGGUAGAAGAUUUCUUCUCCAUGAAGGAGGAGGUCUUAGCCCGUGACUUUGACUUGGGAUUUUCAGGAAACUCAGAUGAUGUUGUCAUGCAUGCCAUCCACUUGUUGGGGAACUGUGUAAAUAUCACAAACACUAGCCGAAACAAUGAGUUCUUCAUCACUCCCAGCACAACAAUACCUGCUGUCUUUGAACUCAACUUCUACAGCAAUGGAGUACUUCAUGUAUUCAUUAAAGAGGCCAUUAUUGCCUGCAGUCUUCAUGCAGUUCAGAGUAGGAGGUCCAGAAAUGGUACCAGUGGUGCUUCUCCCAGUUUGAUUAGUCAAGAACACCUGGUCCGAAAAGCUGCCAGCUUGUGUUACUUGCUUUCUAAUGAAUUUACUGUAUCUUUGCCUUGCCAGGUGAUAUAUCAAGUUUGCCAUGAAUCUGUGGAAAGGCUGAUACAAUAUGGCAUUCUUCUGGUGGCUGAGCAGGAUGAUCAGGAGGAUGUUAGCCCCAGUCUUACAGAACAGCAGUGGGAUAAAAAACUCCCUGAGCCAUUAUCUUGGAGAAGUGAUGAGGAAGAUGAAGACAGUGAUUUUGGAGAAGAGCAGAGAGAUUGCUACCUGAAGGUGAGCCAGUCUCAAGAGCAUCAGCAGUACAUCACUUUCCUGCAGAGGUUAUUGGGACCUUUACUGGAGGCAUACAGCUCUGCUGUCAUCUUCGUGCACAAUUUUAGUGGUCCUGUUUCGGAGUCUGAAUACCUUCAAAAGUUACACAGGCACUUAAUAAGCAGGACGGAGAAGAAUGUUGCUGUAUAUGCUGAGAGCGCUACCUACAGUCAUGUGAAAAAUGCAGUGAAAGUCUUUAAGGAAAUUGGGGUUUUCAAUCAGACAAAACAAAGAAGAGACACCAUUUUGGAACUAAGCACUACGUUCCUACCUCAGCGCAACAGGCAAAAACUACUGGAAUUCAUCAUGAGCUUCAUGGUAUUAUAGACCACAUAUAGCACCUUUGUUCAGGGGCAUGAAGACAGGUUUUGAGACUGUGUCAAAGCCUGGGGACAUUUGCUAAUCCUACCAAGUGUAAGGUGCCACUGUCUGGGUAAGGCCUUCUCUGACUUGAACUACUGGAAGACAAGUGCCUUCUUAUGUAUGCAUUUAUGGGUUUCUUACAGUCCCAAUCCUGUUGUAAUACAGCGGUACUCAGAUGACACUUUGGAUACAAGUAAUUAAACAUGUUGCAAAAAAUAAGAUAAAUGAUUAGAAUUAGAUUUAAAAUGAAGAGUGAAGUUUUAUCAGUGUUACAUUUUAAAUAAAGUUUUAAAGACUGUAACAGAUGCACAAAUACACAUAUUGGUGAUCUGUAGCUAACCCUGAGAUCUUGAGUUUAGUGGCAACACAGCUUAUGGCAUAAACAAGUAACUUUCAUUCCAAUUCAGUUUUUUUGUUUUAAAUAAAUGGUUUAAAAGUUUUGCUUAGGCAGGAUAUAUAUUUCAUGGAUAAAGCCAUAGUUUUUCAUAAACGUUAACAUAAAUGCCAAAAUUCUAAUAACAGUUACAGACAUCUGAGAAUAAUGGUCAUGUAGCAGAUGGUUGUGAAAAAUGUUGUCAGCAGACACACCUUGCACUAUUAGAGCUGUGUAGUGCAGUGGUAAGUUGCACUAAUCACUGCUGUCAUGAAGAAUGUGAGAGUAGCGUUCUUGUUUUUAUUAUGGCAUCUGUCAUUCAGCCAGAUGAAAGUCAGGAGACAGUUGCCUGAAUGUGAGUAUCUUGUAAAAUCUUAGAUUAUUAUUUAAUUGAAAAAA